AUGACGUCAUGCCUGAAGGUGCACGGCUGCUCAUCCCGCUGCACCACGCCCUCCGACCGGCCCGACCCUCAGAUGGUCUCAGUCCGGGUCGGCUGCCUCCACGUCAACCCGGCCACCAAACGAGGCCGGCGAACACUACUAGUCCACAUGCUGAUCCUGUGUUUCGUGCCGCACGCCGCCCUGGUGGCACAGAACUGCACCAUCAUGGCGCAACUGUCCCACACUUUGGACUCCUCGCUGUUUUUACACUCAAAAGCUAGUAUGACUCUGUCUCUAGAGAACACAGUCGAGGCCAUCCAGGAAGAAAGAGUCACUGUGGCGAAAUAUCUGUUCCUAAAGUCACGGGACUCGAUGGAGAAAGAGGAUGUGGUGGAUUUGUCAGCAGUCCAAGCGGCUUUUCUGGAGACAGACCAGUUUCUGGAAAAGCUGACGCUACCUCUACUCCGGGAUGAACACAAACUGUCACUUUAUCACUUUAGAGAAGACGUCACAACCUUUCUUGACCUCAAGAAAGCUGACAGUUUGAAGCGCAUGUCUGUUUACGGGGAGUUUAACAGGACCAUCCUACUGUACAUUAUCCGAUACGUCAGGUUUACCACUUCAGCGCUGUGGCGACACUUGACAACGUCCUACGAACUCCUGAAGUCCAUGGAGGAGGUGUCUCUUGCCCUGGUGGCGGCCAUCUUCCUCAGCAACGAAGCCUUCGACGAGGACCUGAACACCCACCUCCAGAAGCACCACCAGCUGGCCUUGGAACGGCUACAGGCUGCCGUUCAGUAUUUGGAGGCAGAUGAGCUGUUUGAUGAAGCGAAGACCCUCAUGGAAAUCAUAGUUUUCUACGAGGAAUCAGCGCGGGCGAUGAGUAACCCCAAGCUCACUCGCUCGCAGAGAGGGAUCGACCUGAACGUGUACACGCACCAGUCCAACGCUUGCUUGAACAAGCUGCGGCACGUCAAGCAUGCUUACUGGGACAUCAUCAGGGAUUCAGUGAGGGUAGAAAUGUGGCACGCUCGCCGAACGCUGGCGAUCGGCGUGACGAUCCUCGUGACUGUUCUCCUGGCAUCUCCUGUGCUGGUGCUGAUGCUGCGGCACACUGUCCACACGAUACAGACAUUCACGCAAUCAAUAGAGAUCAGCUCGCAGAAGCUAAUGGCAGAGAAGCAGAAGAGCGACCUGCUUCUGUCCCGAAUGCUGCCGCUGCCUGUGCUUAGGAGACUGCGCGCGCAGCGGACGGUACCAGCGGAGUCCUUCGAUGCUGUCACCAUCUUCUUCAGCGAUAUCGUGGGGUUCACCACCAUAUCUGCUAACAGCACGCCCAUGGAGGUCAUUAAUAUGCUCAACAUGUUAUAUAGAUUGUUCGAUGAGAAAAUAAUGGAAUACAACGUGUACAAGGUGGAAACCAUCGGAGAUGCCUACAUGGUGGUGUCAGGACUGCCCCAGAGAAAUGAUAACCGUCACGCCUCAGAGAUAGCUGACAUGUCUCUAUCCCUGAUGCGGAGUCUGGAGGGGGCCAACGUGCCCCACAGGCCAGAGGAGCCCCUCAGGAUCCGGGCGGGGGUCAACACGGGCCCCUGCGUCGCGGGGGUCGUGGGCACCACCAUGCCGAGGUACUGCCUGUUUGGAGACACCAUCAACACCGCUAGUCGGAUGGAGAGCACUGGAGAACCAAUGAAAAUCCACAUAUCCCAGUCGACUAAAAAGGCCCUGGACGAAAUUGGCAACUACGAGGGCAAAGGCACCAUGGAAACGUUCUGGUUGGUCAACAAAAUAGGCGGCAUCCAAUCUCAGACGCUGUGCAGCCGGCGGCUUAACGACUAUGACGCGAACCUCCUGGAGUUACUUAUAAGGCCAUGA
Ostrinia nubilalis (European corn borer) is the source of this 1854-nucleotide messenger RNA. RefSeq names its product receptor-type guanylate cyclase gcy-25-like. Gene Ontology annotation, cellular component: plasma membrane. Gene Ontology annotation, biological process: cGMP biosynthetic process; receptor guanylyl cyclase signaling pathway; intracellular signal transduction. Lineage: Eukaryota; Metazoa; Arthropoda; Insecta; Lepidoptera; Crambidae. The transcript is spliced from 14 exons. Gene Ontology annotation, molecular function: guanylate cyclase activity; peptide receptor activity; adenylate cyclase activity. The coding region runs from base 1 to 1854 and encodes 617 amino acids. The record is from RefSeq and is a predicted model, not a curated record.